Linum trigynum is the source of this 1509-nucleotide messenger RNA. The record is from the annotation of a GenBank genome assembly. NCBI's taxonomy places the organism in Eukaryota, Viridiplantae, Streptophyta, Magnoliopsida, Malpighiales, Linaceae.
AUUUAUUUAUUAUUACUACUAUUAUUCCUCCUGGAAGUGUAUUUGGUUUUCUAAAUCAUUAUACUAAUCGAUUCUACCUUUUUUGAAGAAGCUCCGAUGCUUCGUUUAUUCAGCUAUCCACUUGCCCGUUUCAGAACUAGAAAACAGUAUUAUAUUAUACGAUUGGCAAUCAUGCAGCAUUUCCAUAUAUGCCAGCCUUGUAAUCGUCCUCUGCAGUGCCCGCCAGCUCCUGCUUCGCGCUUUCAACAGCUCCUUCUACUUACUCAUAUAAGACUCACUCACAGCAUCGAUCAAAGCAUCAAUCUACUCUAGCUUUUCCUUCUGUACGUCUCUCCAAAUCAACAUCCAUCAGUACCAACUUGUUCAUUAGUUUCUCCCCGAAAUGGCGGCGUCUCUGUCUUUGGCGAUACUAGUGCUGUUGGGCCAUUUGAUGGCCACAUCAGAGGCCAAUUUCCACCAGCAUUUCGACGUGACAUGGGGCCAUCACCGCGCCCAGAUCAAGGACGGCGGCCAGCUCCUGACGCUCUCACUGGAGAAGGAUUCCGGAGCAGGGUUCCAGUCCAAGAACCAGUACCUCUUCGGCAGAAUCGAUAUGCAGAUCAAGCUUGUCGCUGGCAAUUCUGCUGGCACCGUUACCACUUUUUAUCUAUCCUCCCAAGGACCAAACCACGAUGAAAUCGACUUCGAGUUUCUCGGAAAUUCCUCUGGCAAUCCUUAUACUCUUCACACCAAUGUUUUCAGCCAAGGAAAAGGAAACCGGGAACAACAAUUUCAUCUUUGGUUCGACCCAACCACUGGUUUCCACACCUACACCAUCCUCUGGAAUUCUCAGCGAAUCAUAUUCCUAGUGGACAACAUACCCAUAAGAGUGUUCACGAACAUGGAAUCACAGGGAGUUCCGUUCCCUAGUAAGCAGCCAAUGAGCAUUCACUCCAGCUUGUGGAAUGCAGAUGACUGGGCUACCCAAGGAGGGCGGGUGAAGGCUGAUUGGACUAAGGCUCCUUUUGUGGCUUCUUACAAAAAUUUCAAAGCAGAGGCGUGCAUCAGGAACCCACCGGCCGCCUCCUCGACUUGUUCUCCGGGAGCUUGGCAAACUCAAGGAUUGGACGCCGCUGGUCGGAACAGAAUUCGGUGGGUGCAAAGCAAAUAUAUGAUCUAUAACUACUGCACUGAUCUCAAACGGUUCCCUCAGGGUGUUCCCUAUGAAUGCAAACAGUCUAGGUUCCUCUAAAUUUGAGGUGCAUGGAACAACAAAUGGAGCCGACACAACAGAUCAAUUAUAUCCUCAAUGCUUUCUUUAUUGUAAUAAAUCCGCCACAUUAUCAUGUGUAUUUUUUCAUUUAUCUAUAAAGAGAUAUAAAUUUACAUUUUCUACUAACCAGUAACCAGUCCAUCAUUUUUAUUAUCGACACAACAGAUGAUUUUUAUUAUCUUCACUUCUUAGAACGUCUUCAGUGAUUAUUGAUUUGCCCAUUUUAAAGAAGUAUACAAUAAAGUUAUCCAUGUAAU